This is a messenger RNA of Seminavis robusta, 2364 nucleotides long. The record is from the annotation of a GenBank genome assembly. NCBI's taxonomy places the organism in Eukaryota, Bacillariophyta, Bacillariophyceae, Naviculales, Naviculaceae.
UACUACUAGCUAGCUAGCUUAGAGCUGGGGUUAAAUGGUCAAAAGAUCUUUACUGCAUCUGGCAAACACCGCGAGCACCCAGCAAACAAGCUCACAACUUGGCUCCACUGAUGAGUCCUUGCCAAACAGAGCUACUACGGUACUUGCAGCUAGCUUCUAGGUGCUGGUAGGGCCAUCGAUGGAGCCCCAAAGUGUCGAGGCCAAGCGGAUCACUCAAUACAGGUACAGUGGAAGAGCCCAUGUGCAUUCAAACGGCUUCAAGCCUCAUGGAAGUACUCCCCGUGCGAAAACGUACAAAGCAAGAUGGUCGUGCCCAUGGAGAAGACACUCCGUGCCAAGAAGACGCGCAAAGAUUUCACAACAAGCAACCCAAUGUUCAUGGCAAGACGUUAUUAUUAAGGAAGAAGCAGUCUCUGCAUCGUCGUUUCCUUGGAUGCAUGGCUCUGGUUUCCUCGUCGAGCUAUCUGACAAUGACACUGUUCACGAACCACUCCGAUAGACGCAAUCUCAAUCAUCAAGUGCCGGACUUUCCAGGUACGGAAAAAUCAGAAUCGAUUGCAGCUGCAGGAGGAUAUACCAGUGGAAUCUUUGGGAGCUCACAGUUCGACUCAACAAAGUGGAUAAAUGAUUCACAAUCAAGUGCAGCAAUCUUAGUAAGAAAUCCCAGUGGUAUCCUGGGGAGUUCUCAGCUCGAAUCAACCAAUUGGACAAACUUGUUCCUGCCUCUCCGGAGUGUAUGCUUGACGGAAGGAAGAAUCCAUUUCUUUCAGGACAAGACUGAUCCAACCAAGUCUGGAGUUGAAGCAUAUCAGUACUUUGAGAAAAACCGUAGACCACCUCAAGUAUUCUCUUCAUUUGAAAGAAAAGCGGCAAGCUUCGACCCGGCACCUAUGUUGCACGACAUGUCUAUGGAGGAAUGGAUGAACGAAGGAUCUUCGGAGAGGAAGGUCAGUCUGCACUACGGCUCUUCCUUCGUGAUACCGCCACACCUGCCACAAAACAACUUUCAUGCCUUUAAUGACCUGAUCAUUCCGGUCUUUCGAGAUGCACUCAAGAGUGGUGCCAUGGCAGAUACCCACUUUCAUGACGACGAAAACAACCCGGAUAAAGUCAAGCAAGCGAGACGAGGGACGUACCGAAAUCUGUUCCUACUCCAGGGAAAUGAGGAUUUCGUAGAUGACAGGGCCAUCAUGUUUGACGUCUUGUUCAAGCUAUUUCACAGAGUGCAUUAUCCAUUGGAGGCCUUUGUCGUUGACAAACAAAUCCAAGUGGCUCGUGGCGUUUGCUUCGAGCGAUAUGUUUGGUCACAACCAGGCAGCAAACCUUUCUAUUCUCACUUUGGACGCUAUGACGCUGACAAUAGCAAUCAGUGGAAAGGCGUCGUUCCUGCCUUUCGUGAUGCGAUAAACAAGGUCUACAGCAUUCCGGUGGCUCCCAGUUCUGCGUUCCUCCAAAACCUCAGACGCAACCCUACAAGAAAACCCAAACUCGUGUGGGCAAGUCGAACCGCUGAAAUGGGUCCACAAACAUGCGAACGAUGCAUCGUGAACGAGGUCGAGCUCCUCCAAGCGCUUCAACAAAAGUUUGAUAUCGAGUUGCUGCCAAUAUCGAAUCGGAAAAACUCACGUGAAUCCAAUCUUGUGAAAGCACUGAGACAGCUGGCAAGAGCCGAUAUGCUUGGGGGCUUGCAUGGUGCGGGAUUGGGGCAUGCUCUGUUUCUGCAGCAAGGAGCGGCUGUAUUUGAAAUGAAGGACCGAACGCAUUGGUCCUCCAAUCUUUUCCUGAACAUGGCAAACCUCAAUGACGUUGGCUACUAUGCUUACGAUACGCGACCAAUGGAAUUGCCAGGUGGGAAGCAACGGUACCUUCUUGAUGGUGCUGCAAUAGCUUCAAUCAAAGAGGGCUUGUGGAAGGCCUGGCAAGACGAAGUUAAGCACCGAGUGGUACAGGCAACUCACCGAAUGGAACGAGACGAGCAGGAAGGAACUUGCAAGUUUCCAUUCAACAGUCUCGCAGGCAAUGUGAGCUCCUUCGAACACAGUCGAUGUUAUCUUGUUUUGAAUCGAAAGGGUAGAUGGAAACAGGCAGCAAAUGCAGACGAAGACACACAAAAAACUUCCAUCUAGUGCAACCAUGACACGCACAGUGCUGUUGGAGCUUGCGCCACGGUGACUGUCGAAGCCUGCAGCAGCUGAAGGACAACCUUCCUUUUGAGAUUACGAAACGCAAAGCAAUGCAAAUUGACGCUAAACCCAAUUGUUCAAAUUCUCUAACAGUUUUGACAACCCAGACCAGAACUUUGACACGCACGGUGUCUCGAAUCUUGAAGCAGAUUUAAUAAAAUAGUUUGGUCAUCAUGUCUAC